Fomitopsis serialis is the source of this 1242-nucleotide messenger RNA. RefSeq names its product chorismate synthase. The transcript has 6 exons. The record is from RefSeq and is a predicted model, not a curated record. Gene Ontology annotation, biological process: aromatic amino acid biosynthetic process; chorismate biosynthetic process. The coding region runs from base 1 to 1242 and encodes 413 amino acids. NCBI's taxonomy places the organism in Eukaryota, Fungi, Basidiomycota, Agaricomycetes, Polyporales, Fomitopsidaceae. Gene Ontology annotation, molecular function: chorismate synthase activity; FMN binding. Gene Ontology annotation, cellular component: cytosol.
AUGUCGACGUUUGGUACCCUCUUCCGCGUUACGACCUACGGCGAGUCCCACUGUGCGUCCGUCGGUGCAAUCAUCGACGGCUGCCCGCCCGGCUUGCCGCUUGUUGCCCAAGAUGUCCAGGUACAGCUGAGCCGGCGAAGGCCUGGCCAGAGCAACCUCACUACUCCUCGUGACGAGAAGGACCAAGUCCACCUCCAGUCUGGUAUCGAACAUGGCAUCACUCUGGGUACGCCCAUCGGUCUGCUUGUACGCAACGAAGACCAACGACCGCAUGACUACUCGGAGACCGACCUCUACCCGCGACCCAGUCACGCCGACUGGACCUACCUCGAGAAAUAUGGCGUAAAAGCCAGCAGCGGUGGCGGCCGUAGCAGUGCACGCGAGACGAUCGGCCGAGUCGCAGCGGGCGCGAUCGCCGAGAAGUACCUGAAGAUCGUCUACGGCAUCGAGAUCGUCGCCUUCGUCUCUUCCGUCGGUAAGGUACACAUGCCGUCCUCGGUCGGCCCGCCCUCGCAGGCGUCGAGCGAUGACGAUGACACCGUCGAGGAGGCGCUCAGCCCCGAGUUCGUCGAGCUCCUCAAGACCGUCUCCCGCGAGCAGGUCGACGGGCACGCGACGCGGUGCCCGCACCCCGAGACCGCCGAACGUAUGGUCCAGCGCAUCCUCCGCGCGAAGGAGGCGAGCGACUCCAUCGGCGGGACGGUCACCUGCGUGGUGCGCGGGGUGCCCUCCGGGCUGGGCGAGCCCGUCUUCGAUAAGUUCGAGGCGAAGCUCGCGCACGCGAUGCUCUCUAUCCCCGCGACGAAGGCGUUCGAGAUCGGCUCCGGCUUCCGCGGGACCGAGAUCCCCGGCAGCAGGCACAACGAUGCUUUCGUGGUCAGACCCGAUGGGAGCAUGGGCACGAGCACGAACUGGAGCGGGGGUAUCCAGGGCGGGAUCACGAACGGGGAGGACAUCUACUUCAGGAUUGGCUUCAAGUCGCCCGCGACCAUUUCCCAGGCGCAACAGACUGCCCAGUACGAUGGUACCCCAGGUACGCUCGCCGCGCGGGGCCGCCACGACCCGUGCGUCGUCCCGCGUGCCGUCCCGAUCGUGGAGGCGAUGGCGGCCAUCGUCAUCAUGGACCAGCUCCUCAUCCAGAACGCGCGUAAGACCGCCGCAGGGCUCCUUCCGUCCAUCACGACUCUUCCGCCGACGAUGGUCAAGGCCGGUGCACCGGCGGCAAAGGAGGAGGCGCACUAA